CAAAUAACAAAUUAUUAUUUAGUGUUGAAUUAACACAACUUCAUAGUGCACAAUUCAAAUAAAGAUACAAUUAUUAAAUAUUCCAACUACAUUUGUUCAAAGAACAAACUUAUUUUCUUUGCUUAUUUCUACAACUUAUUUAUUACAGUGCUAUAAAUCACUUCGAUUUUAUAAUGGGAGAUACAACUAAAAUUAAGAUCGGUAUUAUUGGAGGAUCCGGUUUCGAUGAGCCAGGAUUAUUCGAGAACCCCGUGGAACGCGCCGUUACCACUCCGUUCGGGAAUCCGUCUGAUGUUCUGCUUGAAGGUUUUAUUAAAGGCGUGCCCUGUGUCAUACUCGCACGACAUGGCAGAAAACAUCAGUACCAGCCCAGUGACGUCAAUUACCGUGCGAACAUAUGGGCGCUAAAGGAAGUGGGGUGCACGCACGUGAUCGCCACCACGGCCACGGGGAGCCUCGUCGAGAACUACGAACCGGGAAGUCUGGUUAUUAUUGACGAUUUUAUUGAUAGGACAUGGGGUCGCAAAUGCACAUUCUACGACCGCACGGAGGGGGGUCCAAAGGGUGUCUGUCAUUUGCCAAUGUUCCCCGCGUUCUGUGCGUCGGCUCGCGACGCGCUGUCACACGCGGCGACGUCUAGGGGCUACGCUUGCCAUCAUAGCGGCACUGUUGUUACUAUACAGGGACCUAGGUUUUCCAGUCGAGCAGAAAGCCUAAUGCAUCGCCAAUGGGGCGGUCAUCUCGUUAAUAUGACUACAGUGCCAGAAGUAGUGUUAGCGAAGGAAGCGGGACUGAGCUAUGCAGCUGUAGCACUCGUCACUGAUUACGACUGCUGGAGAGAAAAUGAGAAAUCGGUAUGCGUGAGCGACGUUCUUGAAGCAUUUGCGAAAAAUGUGAAAAAAGCCGCCGAUGUCAUCGUAGACGCUAUACAGAUUUUGGCCGCUAAAGCUGAUCAUGCCUAUUUAGAAGCUCACAAGGAUCUGGUUUCGUCCGCCAUCAUGCUAAAGGAAUAAUCGAAGCAUUCCAUUCUCAUCAUAUAAGCAAAUAUUUUACACUUUUAUCAUAUUGUAAAGUAAUAAAACAAUACACAUUGCAUGUAAUUAUUUAUUUAAAAUCCACAUAAAAAAUGACAAAGUACAUUCUUCGCGCCGUCAAUGUCUGUGAUCAUUCUUAUCUAUUUCCUUUAAUUACGUAUUUGACUUGUGCCAGCGAUGGUGUUUGUAGCACAAACGAUCUUUAGCGAAAUCUACACGAGCUUUAUAUAAUACAAAAUAUAUUUAAAAGUGUUAGCUCAUUCCUUUCACAUUACAUUUAAUUUUGUAUUAGCAUUACUUUAUCAGAUUUUUUUUUUAGAAUUAUAAAUCUACGCCGUAUAUUUAAAAUUAACAAUGCGAUCUUUAAAAAUAAUAAAAUACACGUAAGCAUCUAAUUAAUCUUACUUUUGAUAGUGUUUAAAAAUGUUAGUUUAUAAAUAGAACAUAAAAUUCAAUUUAAAUGCUUUUUUACAACUGAAGGUUAAUUUAAUAUUUUCCUUUCCUUUGAAAAUAAGAAAAUCAAUAAAUUCAUGGGUGCACCUAAAACAAUCCUAUUUGACUCAAAAUUAACAGUUUGACAAACACACAGGUCACAAUUAUUUAAUUGAAGAAAUUGUUUGAUUGAACGCGCUAAUCUCGAGAACCAUUGGUGCGUGUUGAAGGCUAUAAGCUAUAUAAACAUUACGCUACGACCGAUACGAGUGGAGCAAAAACGAAAAAAA
This is a messenger RNA of Zerene cesonia (dogface butterfly), 1756 nucleotides long. RefSeq names its product S-methyl-5'-thioadenosine phosphorylase (gene Mtap). Gene Ontology annotation, molecular function: S-methyl-5-thioadenosine phosphorylase activity. NCBI's taxonomy places the organism in Eukaryota, Metazoa, Arthropoda, Insecta, Lepidoptera, Pieridae. The transcript has 8 exons. The coding region runs from base 174 to 1013 and encodes 279 amino acids. The record is from RefSeq and is a predicted model, not a curated record. Gene Ontology annotation, biological process: nucleoside metabolic process. Gene Ontology annotation, cellular component: cytosol.